GGACGUUUCAACUCAUCAACCACAGGUGUAACAAAUGAUCAUAUAUUAUAUUUAGAUGUGCCUUCGACAGUCUUCUGGUAUUCUGGCUCACCUUCGUGAAACAGAAAUAUGAAUUAAUGUCAUCAGUUGGACCUGUGCUUCCCUUCACCUGCCAUGGCAAGCCGAAUGCCAGUCAGGACAGACGUCUGUUAGACACAUUUAGGAGUCAUUUGUGCAAAACAUUACAAUUAGACAUUGAAGAAAAACGUAAAAAUCACAGAAGACAAAGUUUACAACCACAAUGUUGCAUCGCUACCUGUGUUUGAAGCCACCAGGGCUGAGCUCUCCAACGUGACCAUGGAUCUACAACCCAUUGUGACGUUUCCAGGUGGAGCACCAUCUUCGUUUUCACUGGGGCUAGUAGUUUUGAACCGAACUAGCUAGCGUUCAUUCUUCCUCAAAUGUUUUCGGUAAAUCACUACGCGGCGAUCUGAGGUCUGCGCUGCGAUGUUGACACUGGAAGUUUUCUCGCCGCUCCUCCUCCUCUCCAUCCUGUUGCCGCGCUGCGGUUGCCGGGCGGCGGACAUUCCGGAGGACACAACAUCAGAGUUCGCGGUCAGACUGUACCACCGGCUGCAGGCGGCGGGGAAUCAGGAUAACAUCAUUUUCUCCCCGCUGAGCGUGGCUGUGGCCCUGGGGAUGGUGGAGCUGGGGGCCAGGGGGGCUUCACUGGAGGAGAUACGGCAGGCUGUAGGAUUCAGCCACCUGCAGCCAGGCGGGGAGUUCCCUUUGCUUCAGAACCUGACAGCGGCGCUGUCGGAGGACGACACCCACUACGUCAUCCGAUUUGCCAACAGCCUUUACCGGCAGGAAGGCAUCACCUUUAACCCCGAGUUUAUGCAUCUGAUGCGGAAAUACUUCCGGGCCGAUGUGGAAACGGUAGACUUCAGCGAGUCGGCAGCCGUGGCCGAGCAGAUCAACAACUGGGUGGAAAAUCAUACUGAGAGUAAGAUCCGCGAGCUGCUAUCAGCCGAGGACUUCAGCAGCGUGACCCGCCUGGCCCUGGUGAACGCCGUCUACUUCCGAGGCUCCUGGAAGAGCCAGUUCAGGCCCGAGAACACCAGAACCUUCUCCUUCAGCAGAGACGAUGGCUCUGAGGUCCAGACGCUCAUGAUGUACCAACAGGGAGACUUCUACUACGGCGAGUUCAGCGACGGCACACAGGAAGCCGGCGGCGUGUACCAGGUGUUGGAGAUGCCCUAUGAGGGCGAGGACAUGUCCAUGAUGAUCGUUCUGCCUCGGCAGGAGGUGCCACUGGCUUCCCUGGAGCUCAUCAUCAAAGCACCGCUGCUGGAGGAGUGGGCGAACAAUGUCAAACGGCAGAAGGUGGAAGUCUACCUCCCCAGGUUCAAAGUGGAGCAGAAGAUCGACCUGAGGAGCACUCUGCAGGAGCUAGGAAUAAAGAACAUCUUCACCAGUGAUGCUGAUCUCUCGGCCAUGACAGAUGGUAAAGACAUGUACAUUGGGAAGGCUUUGCAGAAGGCUUACCUGGAUGUGACAGAGGAGGGGGCAGAAGGAUCCGUCGGGUCAGGUAUGAUCGCUCUGACCAGGACUCUGGUGCUGUAUCCUCAGGUCAUGGCUGAUCACCCAUUCUUCUUUGUCAUCAGAAACCGGAGGACAGGGUCAAUCCUCUUCAUGGGCAGGGUCAUGACCCCUGAGGUCAUCGAGCCCAACGACCAUGACUUUGACUCCAUGUAACCACCGCCAUGAGAUCCCCUCGAGAUCCCGACGUCAUAAACGCUACCUUUCCUCUCUAUCGCCAUCUUCAGCUGUGUUUUAUACUCUUGAAAAGAAGAAAAAAGAUAUACAAGCUGAAUAUUAUACGAUAUAUUAUAUAUUGAAAUAAGACAUACAACAUAUGAUGUGUUUUGAUACUGGAAGCUUUAAACUCCUGGAUACAGACGUGCAGGACAAGGAGGCUGUCAAUAUUCUCUGGUGUAUGGUUUGUAUAUGAGAAGAGACGUGAAGAAGAAGAACACAUGAUAUGUAAUUCACGCACGACCCCUUUAACCCUCCUGUCGCCUUAGGGUCAUUUUGACCCGAAUCAAUAUUACACCCUCCUGUCGCCUUAGGGUCAUUUUGACCCGAUUCAAUGUUUCACCCUCCUGUUACCUUUAUAUUUACUAACAUAUUUUACCCUUUGGGUUCAAUUUGACGCCAGCAAUUAAAACCUCCAGAAAAUUAUUAGAAUUAAUAUUGUUUUCCAAGUUUAAGUGUGAGGCACUUUAUGUUUGUUUGUUGACUACCGAAAGAACACCGACAUUAAACAUUGAAUGGGGUCAAAUGAAUCCUAAGGCGACACGAGGGUGUAAUAUUGAUUCGGGUCAAAUUGACCCUAAGGCAACACAAGGGUUAAGUUCAGCCGCUUCGCGCUCACUUACGCAGACACACAACCACGCGCUGCACUCUACUUCUACAAUAUUUACUCUUUCAUACUCCAGAUACAGUAUGUGCACACUGUUGUUUUCACACUUUAAUUAUAUCCCUGUACACUUCACAUUGUGUUCUAUAAAAUAUACUUAUAUAUACUCCGUAUUUAUUGCAGAAUAAACAUGUGCAAACAUGUUGUCCCAAUACUAAAUGAAUCUUAGUAAUGUAUCUGUUCCAGACAGUAUUCUAGUAAUUUUGUUGACACCAGAUGGCUUAACUGCUGAUGAAUUAAUGUGCCCUAUCCUAUCCGAGUGGUUGAUUAAGGUGCAGCCGGGCAUCUCACAGGUGAGCAGAGGAGACUGCGUGACUAAGCGGGGUUGCUAUAGAGACGGCCUGGAGCAUGAAGGCGCAUUGAAAAAGAUCUGCGGCACUGUUUUGGAUGUGCAUACAGGGAGAAACCGUAACACCAGCUGUCUUCAGUCUUUUUCUCAAUAAAAACAUGAAUGUGUUCCCAUUAAACAAAGACGGUGUCCUUCUCUC
Pseudoliparis swirei is the source of this 2949-nucleotide messenger RNA. It is a transcript of the gene serpini1, whose product is annotated as serpin peptidase inhibitor, clade I (neuroserpin), member 1. The record is from RefSeq and is a predicted model, not a curated record. Bases 487 to 1737 code for a protein of 416 amino acids. Gene Ontology annotation, biological process: negative regulation of endopeptidase activity. NCBI's taxonomy places the organism in Eukaryota, Metazoa, Chordata, Actinopteri, Perciformes, Liparidae. The transcript is spliced from 9 exons. Gene Ontology annotation, molecular function: serine-type endopeptidase inhibitor activity.